Stylophora pistillata is the source of this 552-nucleotide messenger RNA. Its product is annotated as exportin-1. NCBI's taxonomy places the organism in Eukaryota, Metazoa, Cnidaria, Anthozoa, Scleractinia, Pocilloporidae. Gene Ontology annotation, biological process: ribosomal large subunit export from nucleus; protein export from nucleus; ribosomal small subunit export from nucleus. Gene Ontology annotation, cellular component: cytoplasm; nucleus. The record is from RefSeq and is a predicted model, not a curated record. Gene Ontology annotation, molecular function: nuclear export signal receptor activity; small GTPase binding.
AUGUACUGUAGGGAUUCUGUGGUCAUGGAAAGAUUAAUUGAGAAGUACAUGUCACUCCCAAAUCAAGCCUGGGACAACAUUGUCAAAGAAGCAAAAAGGAACAUUGAUCAUUUGAGGGAAAUAGAAGUUGUCAAACAGCUUGGAAACAUUCUGAAAACAAAUGUUCAAGGCUGCAAGUCGAUUGGACACCCUUUUGUUACUCAGUUGGGGAGAAUAUACUUGGAUAUGCUUAAUGUUUACCGCUGUCUUAGUGAAAACAUUUCUGUGGCAAUAGCAGAAAAUGGUGAAAUUGUUACAAAACAGCCUCUUAUAAGGGCGAUGAGAACAGUAAAAACAGAAAGCCUUAGACUUAUUUCUACAUGGGUUAGCAAAUCAAAUGAUGCCAUGCUUGUGUGUGAUAACUUUAUUCCUCCAUUACUGGAUGCUGUGCUGGGUGACUACCAAAGGAAUGUGCCCAAUGCUCGGGAGCCUGAAGUGUUGAGUACCAUGGCAACAUUUGUCAACAAAUUAGAGGUUAGUGUUUGCUUUCUAAUUUUAAUAAAGGACUAUUUU